This is a messenger RNA of Dichotomopilus funicola, 525 nucleotides long. Its product is annotated as cytochrome c oxidase assembly protein CtaG/Cox11. The annotation marks the transcript as partial. Gene Ontology annotation, cellular component: mitochondrial inner membrane. NCBI's taxonomy places the organism in Eukaryota, Fungi, Ascomycota, Sordariomycetes, Sordariales, Chaetomiaceae. Gene Ontology annotation, molecular function: copper ion binding. The transcript has 2 exons. The record is from RefSeq and is a predicted model, not a curated record.
CUUAACCACCCCCAGAUCUGCCAAACCACCGGCUGGGGCGGCCAACCCGUCCGCGCCCACGGCGGCGCAUCCGACUCCUCCUCUUCCCCCGACGACCUCGCCUCACGCCUCGAGCCCGUCACCGACGCCCGGCGCAUCCGCGUGACCUUCUCCUCUUCGGUCUCCGACGUCCUGCCCUGGAAGUUCACCCCGCAGCAGCGCGAGGUGCGCGUGCUACCAGGGGAGACGGCACUCGCGUUCUACACGGCGACCAACACGUCGGAUAAGGACAUUGUUGGGGUCGCGACGUACAGCGUGACGCCCGCGCAGACGGCGCCGUAUUUUAGCAAGAUUCAGUGUUUUUGCUUUGAGGAGCAGCGGUUGGCGGCGGGCGAGACGGUGGAUAUGCCGGUGUUUUUUUAUUUGGAUCCGGAUUUGUUGAAGGAUUUGAAUAUGCGGAAUGUGCACACUGUGACGUUGAAUUAUACGUUUUUUAAAGCGAGGUACGACGACAAAGGUAACUUCCAGGGUGCGCCGGGGUUUUAA